CUCCGCUGUCAGCCAUGGCACUCAACACCACAACAAACGCUCUCUUAGCCGGCCAGGCGUUCUGGGGGCCCGUCACCGCUACUCUCGACUGGUGCGAGGUUAACUACCAGUUCUCGCGUUACAUCGCGGAAGUCGCGAACAGCUUUUCGAACCUCUUCACGAUCGGCCUCGCGGUGUAUGGAGCGGCACAAUCGGUUACGGAGAAGCUGCCGCCAAGAUACUUGGUCGGGUACGCGGGAUUUGCGUUGGUCGGAAUAGGGAGUUUUAUGUUCCAUGCCACCCUCCUUUUCGAAGCCCAGCUCAUGGAUGAACUACCCAUGAUCUACGUUGCCAGCUACUGCUGCGCUGUCCUCUUCGACACGUCCCGCGGGUUUGACCUGCGCCAGUCGAAUGCGGGGCAACUGGGCGUUAUCUUUAUGGUGUUUAACGUGCUGUUUACCUGGUCUUACUACACCAAUCGCAACCCAAUCUAUCACCAAGCGGUCUUCGCAGUCUUGAUGUUGACCACAACGUUCCGCACCGCCUACCUCCUCCGACACGGUGAGAUUUCGAAGCGGCUGCACCAAGCCCAACGCUCCACUAUCGCGCGCAUGUUCGGUUCGGGGGCUGCGACUUUCGCGUUUGGAUUCCUUAUCUGGAACUUGGACAACGUCUUCUGUUCUCAUAUCACCCGCUGGAAGCAGUCCGUCGGUUGGCCGGCUGCUUUCCUGCUUGAGGGUCACUCUUGGUGGCACGUUCUGACCGCAAUCGGCACUUACCUGAUGUUAAUUGGAAACACUUAUCGUACUCUCUGCAUCAAGGAUGAUCCUAACAACUACACGGUCACCAAGGUACACGGUCUACCGCGCAUACAGCGCACCGACGGGGCGAAGAAGCAGUGAACCCAGUGGAUGCUACUCUUGGUAUUGGAAUGUUCCGAGCUCCUUCCUUUCAUCUCAUCUCACGACCAUCACGUCCCAUAUUCCUAUCUCAUUGACCUCUGCCAAGAAUCAUUGCUUUCUCCUACUACCUCUACGUCAGGGACUACGGUGGGCAUGUCACACAUCCGAGCGCUCGUUAUUAGGCAUCGUGUAUCAAGUCAAUACAUCUGUAUUAUCUCCUAG
Dichomitus squalens LYAD-421 SS1 is the source of this 1103-nucleotide messenger RNA. RefSeq names its product alkaline phytoceramidase. Gene Ontology annotation, cellular component: endoplasmic reticulum membrane. Gene Ontology annotation, biological process: ceramide biosynthetic process; ceramide catabolic process. The transcript is spliced from 8 exons. Lineage: Eukaryota; Fungi; Basidiomycota; Agaricomycetes; Polyporales; Polyporaceae. The record is from RefSeq and is a predicted model, not a curated record. Bases 15 to 881 code for a protein of 288 amino acids.